Bombyx mori (domestic silkworm) is the source of this 2228-nucleotide messenger RNA. Its product is annotated as tRNA methyltransferase 10 homolog A. NCBI's taxonomy places the organism in Eukaryota, Metazoa, Arthropoda, Insecta, Lepidoptera, Bombycidae. Gene Ontology annotation, cellular component: nucleoplasm; nucleus. The record is from RefSeq and is a predicted model, not a curated record. Gene Ontology annotation, biological process: tRNA N1-guanine methylation. The transcript has 3 exons. The coding region runs from base 566 to 1246 and encodes 226 amino acids. Gene Ontology annotation, molecular function: tRNA binding.
CAAGCCACGAUAAGUAUUAAGUGUACCGAUAGAUUUUUCUGUAGCUUGUUAACCUAUUAGCAUUUGUGAAAAUGCACUUAAUAUGUAUUAAGAUGAAAGAAAAUUAUUGGGAUUGGUUUCGAUGUUUCUUCUCCUCCAAAAGUCCACUAAAAGCUUAGUAAAUUCCCUCAAUUUUAUUGAGAAGCUGCAUCAUUUCAUAAUUGUUUUACUUUUAUUUAAAAUCAUAUUUAUGGGCUAUGUUCCUUUUGCCUCUUUAAUAAACCAGUAAGACGUAACUGACGUAAGUAACACAAGCAAAAAUCAAAUAAAUAUCAACAACGUGGUGUCUACAAUAAUGUAUUAUUUGCACUAGGUCUAUGAUUAUUUGUCCAAUAACUACAUAAUAAUAAGUUAAUAAAUAUGAUUUGUUAAACUACCGCGAAACUCACAAUAAUGCAUUAUAAAUUGCAGUGGUGUUUUAAAAUUAAGAAGUUCCUGGUCUGCUUUGAGUAGUUCUCUAUUCACGUUCUCACUACCAUUUAGGUAUUUAGUUCAUAAUUGAAAUAAUUGUAAGUACCAUGUAAUUAUGACUGAAGAAAAUGAAAAAAACGUCGAAAAUUCUUCAUCUGCUAAAACUGUAAAGUUCGAGGAAUUAUUUCCUCAGAUUACUCUUUUUGACAUAUCUAUAGACACUGGAUUGCAAGAUAAUGAAGGAAAUAUUUUGCCAAGACCCUACACAAAAAGCCAAAUGCGUAAGUGGCUUAAAAAGGUUAAAUGGGAAAAUCAUAAAGCUGAAAAACGUGCUAGAGAAAAAAAGAGAGCAAAGGAAAGAAGAAGAAAAGCUCAGGCGGCUAAUAUUGACAUAGGACCAAGUCGUAAAGCAUUGAAAAAAAUGAAAGAAAAACAUAAGAAACAUGGUGGUAUAAUUAUUGAUUUAAGUUUCGGUCAUUUAAUGAUUGAAAAAGAUAGGUUUAAAGUGAUCAAACAAAUCCUGCGAUGUUAUUCCAUAAACAGACGGUCAGAACAACCACUGCAUUUUCACAUAACUAGUUUUGGUGAGAAAUCUAGAAAUGAUAUGUCUAGACACAAUGGCUAUGAAAACUGGGAUAUUGCAUUUCAUGAACAACCUUAUCUUGAAGUGUUCCCAAAAGAAAAACUGGUUUACUUGACAAGUGAAUCUGAAAAUAUCAUUGAGAGCUUUGAUGAUGAUACUUAUUACAUAAUAGGCGGGGUGUUUGUCAUAAUAUAUCUGUGGAACAAGGAAUAAGGCAUGGCCGUUUACCUUUAGAUAAAUAUAUUAACAUGAAAACGAGAAAGGUUUUAACAAUAGAUCAUGGUAAUUAAGACUGAAUUUCUUUUAUCUCACAUAUCUCUCACUUUUUGGUGUUUUAAUUGAUUGAACAUAGGAAAACAAUUUUUUUUUAUUGCUUAGAUGUGUAGACGAGCUCACAGCCCACCUGGUGUAAAGUGGUUACUGGAGCCCAUAGACAUCUAAGACGUAAAUGCGCCACCACCUUGUGAUAUAAGUUCUAAGGUCUCAGUAUAGUUACAACGGCUACCCCACCCUUCAAACCGAAACGCAUUACUGUUUCACGGCAGAAAUAGGCGGGGUGGUGGUACCUACCCAUGCGGACUCACAAGAGGUCCUACCACCAGUAUAAGUAGCAUUUUAUAAGUAAGCUUCAGUGUCAGUACCUUCAUGAAACUUAUUCAGGGUCUGGAUGUACAAUACUUAUUGUACUUGUAUAUCUAUAGCACCUGUAAUACAGGAGGAAAUCCUAGCUUGAGGCUGUUGAAUGUGGGAUAGUUACUUACUUUUAUUAAGCUUGAUUAGCUGUCAGAGUGAACAAGAGUGUGAUUGAAAAUGGAGAUGAAUGGUAGAAUAAAGUUUAUUGUGGAGAACCCUAUUAAAAGAAAAAGGAUAUGGAAGGUUGUGAUGAAUUAAACUUAUUGCCUUCAACACGGCAACAACAAUUUAAUGAAAGUUACUUUUUUUUUAAUUACAUAAUUUGCAUUAAAAAUUUGUUUUCAGUUUUUGAAAUUAUGCUCAAGAUAUCUGAAGGACUAACAUGGCAGGAGACCCUGAUAAGGGUCCUCCCGGUACGAAAAGGAGCUCACAUUUGUAACGCUAGUAACUCAAAUUUAAGCUUAGAUUCAGAAAAUGCUGUGAAUUCUAUAUGAGUGCUGAAUUGUGUAAAUAAAUAAUAGAAAUUCAUUAUUUAAAAUAAAAAAGUAAAUGAAAAGAAUAA